This is a messenger RNA of Lates calcarifer (barramundi perch), 1119 nucleotides long. RefSeq names its product chemokine (C-X-C motif) ligand 19 (gene cxcl19). Gene Ontology annotation, biological process: cellular response to lipopolysaccharide; antimicrobial humoral immune response mediated by antimicrobial peptide; inflammatory response. Bases 527 to 877 code for a protein of 116 amino acids. NCBI's taxonomy places the organism in Eukaryota, Metazoa, Chordata, Actinopteri, Centropomidae. Gene Ontology annotation, molecular function: chemokine activity; CXCR chemokine receptor binding. The transcript is spliced from 3 exons. Gene Ontology annotation, cellular component: extracellular region. The record is from RefSeq and is a predicted model, not a curated record.
UAUAUUACACAGUAACUACAUUGUGCUUUAAGUAUAAGGUCAGAACAAGCCCCCAGGAAUAAAACCUACCAUUAACAACUGAGAACGCUAUUUCACAGUAUCAUAUGUACUGUAGCCACAGGUAAAACUGUGCUUGUUUACAAAACUGUAUCUGAUGACCAUCAUAUCAGUUUCUUGUUUGAUAGCGAAAGGGGAAACAAAGUUUAAUACUUCACACUUAUGUCAAGCAGAUGGUAACUGCAGCUGUUGGUUUGACCAUCCAGACAGACAUAUUCUGUCUGUAUGAUUCAUAUCUCUGGCCGCUGACUGCAAGCAUGUCGUCUUAACCUCAAUGGGGCCUGUGGUCUGUCCCUGAACUCACCAUCCCAUGACUGCCUUCUGCUGCACAUGUGAGUACACCAAAGUGAAACCAACAUAUUCACACAUACACACAGCUCUUUUCAUGAGGAGCACAUGAUCAUUGUAUAUAUAAAUACUGGAGUGCAGGGUUAGAUUUUUAGAGUCACAACAGCUAUAUGAUAUCUGUAUGUUCAAGAGCUUAAACAGCUGCCGUAACAAGAUGAAGCUGUGCAUCACCUUCAUGUGUCUGGCCCUCAUUGUUGUCAUCAAUGGUAUGCCGCCAAUAAGUCGGGACUACAACACACAUUGUCGGUGCCUGCAAGUGGAGUCGAGGAUCAUCCCCCCAGACAGUCUGAAGAGCAUCAAGCUCAUCCCUGAAGGCCCUCACUGCCCAGAUACAGAAGUCAUAGCUGGGCUGGCAAGCGGGGAGAAGGUCUGUUUGAAUCCUCGGUCCUCCUGGGUGAAGAAGCUGAUCCACUAUGUUCUUGAAAAACAGCUACAUCAGCAGGGAGGAGCACUUCCAAAGAAUCAAGCCUAAAUAGGGUAAUUCAAAUUAAAACCAUGUUGCAGUUAAACUUGCCAACAGUAACCUCUCCUGCAACAAUGAGCCAUGCUGUCUUACUUUAAAGGAUAACAAAUGUUUUUAUCUGGUUUGUUAUUUUUAUACAUUCUUUUUUUAUGGUUUCUGCCGUUUUAUUUCUUUGUGUUUCCUCUUAAGAAUUGUAUUCCCAAUGACACUGAUUCUGAUUAAGCUUCAUAAACAUCAUUCAUAAAUAAUCA